Anopheles coustani is the source of this 6529-nucleotide messenger RNA. RefSeq names its product centaurin-gamma-1A (gene CenG1A). Gene Ontology annotation, molecular function: GTPase activator activity; GTP binding; GTPase activity. The transcript is spliced from 10 exons. The record is from RefSeq and is a predicted model, not a curated record. Gene Ontology annotation, cellular component: nucleus. The coding region runs from base 841 to 3861 and encodes 1006 amino acids. Lineage: Eukaryota; Metazoa; Arthropoda; Insecta; Diptera; Culicidae.
CCGAAACGUUGAUGGUGCAAGUUGUGUUGUGUGAAUUGUGAAUGGUAAUCGAUCGUGGUUCAAAACACAAAACAACAACUGUGUUGUACUAUGUUUUCUCCACUUUGAGUCCUGGUGUAUCUCUUAUUCGUCAUUAAAUGUUCAAACAGUGUGUUUUUUCCCCGCUUGGUAAAGAAAACCAUUUGACCCGCGGUUGAAACGGUGAAAGUGAAAAGAUUUCGAAAUCGGUAAUUAUAAUAAAUUAAGGAAAAAUUGAAGCGAAAAGAUAACUGCUCGCUCAAGGUGAGCGAAAUAAUAAAUUCAACAGCAACAAAGGAAAGUGAAACAAAACAAAUUUCCCGCAAAGUGGUGUUCCGGCCGGAAAGCUCGCGGUCUGGUGGCAGUGUGUCAAAUUCAAAGUGUUUUGUUCGAGAAGUGUCCGGGUUUCUUUAGUUUUCCUUGUGUUUUCGCCUGCUCUUCGGUGUGCAAGGCGGUAAAUUUUGGGCCAGUUUUCGUUUUCACCUUUCGUCAUAAUUAUCUCCUACAUAAUGCGGCGCUCUUUUCCAGCGUUUGAUAAAAUCGGCUAAAGCGUGGCAAAAGGCAUGCAAACCGCCCGCCAGCCACUUCCGCCGGUGAAAGGUGCAGCAGCCCAAGUGACCCAGUGUGCCCAGUGACAGGUGAAGGAAAUAUCAACAAAAAAGAAAAAAAAAAGAAAUACGAAAGUAAACCCACCAGUGGGCAAAUUUGAAGAAAUAUAAAAAAAUCUAGCGGUAAAGUACGGAAACGAAGAUAAAAGUGUAAAUUGCCAACCGGAGGUGAAUGUGAAAAUUUGGCGCAGUGUAGGAAAAGAAACAAAAAAAAAUGAAUAACAACAGCUCGCGAACGCAUCUGCCCUGGAUGUUCAACAACUCGCUGGCAAUCCGCCAGGAGAUCCAGCGGUUCGAGAGCGUCCAUCCGUCAAUCUACGCCAUCUACCACCUGAUCGAUCUCAUCCCGGACGGACAGGUCGCGCAGCAGAUCCGGGAUCACGUCGUUUGCAUUGAAGAUUCGUUCGUCAACAGCCAGGAGUGGACCAUCUCGCGAUCGGUGCCGGACAUCCGGCUCGGCAUCGUCGGCAGUCUCAGCUCGGGCAAGUCGGCCCUGGUGCACCGCUACCUGACCGGCACGUACAUGCACGAGGAGUCGCCCGAGGGCGGCCGGUUCAAGAAGGAAAUCCAGAUCGACAAUCAAAGCUACCUGCUGCUGAUACGGGACGAGGGUGGUCCGCCGGAGAUACAGUUUGCUGCCUGGGUCGACGCGGUUAUCUUCGUCUUCAGUCUCGACAACGAGUCCAGCUUCAACGCGAUCUACACCUACUACAACCGGAUAGCACACCAUCGGAAGACGACGGAGAUACCGUUCAUACUCGUCGGUACACAAGAUGGUAUUUGUGAGCGGGCACCGCGUGUAAUUGACGAUGCAAGAGCCCGUAAGCUGGCGCAGGAUCUGCGGUCGACAUACUACGAAACCUGCGCUACCUAUGGACUGAACGUGGAACGAGUGUUUCAGGAAGCCUGCCAGAAGAUUGUCCAGCAGCGCCUUUCGACCGGUUCCACGAUUACUCCUACCAACUCCCGGCCAACCACGCCGCAAGGUACGCGGCUCGGUUUGGCCAGCUUUCAUCCAGCCACGCAGCUGUCAGUUCCUAGCCCGACGAAUGGGUUCACCAGCGGGACGAACGCCGGUUCGAGCCCGGCCAACGUGGGCCAUGCGGUAGCCAAUUCCUCCCCCAGUCACCAGCAGCAACAGGCCGGAGGAGGAGGAGGCAUGACGCUACCCCAUCGGCAUCACGCGCUGUCCGCUUCGAGCCAUCACAUUCCGAUCAAGGUCAGUGCGGAGCUGAUCGCGGCGGAAGUGCAGCAUCAUCAGAAUACGGCCGCAGCCGUUGGUGGAGGGAACGGACAGAAGUGGGGCACGAUCUCGCACGGUACAUCGCAGCAGGCGCUGCUAGCGCUUACGAACGAGAAUAACAACAUCGCCAAGUUUGUGCCACCGAUGCACCCGGUAUCGUCCGCCGGUGGUCCGAACAACGAUGGGCUGCAAUCGCUCGGAUUGCCCACGGGGAAGGACAACGGAAGUGGUGGCAGUGGUUCCGCCAAAGACAGUGGCAAAGAUGGGAAGGAACUCCCAACACCAACGUCCACUCCGACCACCUCGCGCAAGAGUCGCCGAAGGUCGAACCUUUUCAUUCCUUCCUCGUCGAAAAAGGAACAGCAGCAACAGGAAAAGAUUAAGAAUGGCGAACUCGGCUCUGGCAGGGCCAUUCCGAUCAAACAGGGCUACUUGUACAAGCGCAGCAGCAAGUCACUCAACAAGGAUUGGAAGAAGAAGUACGUGACACUGUGCGACGACGGUCGGCUAACGUAUCAUCCGUCGCUGCACGAUUACAUGGACGACGUGCACGGGAAGGAGGUGUCACUGCAGUACGUUACGGUGAAAGUACCCGGCCAGAGGCCACGCGGUACCAAAUCGAUCAUCACGAACAGUGCGCUGACGGCGGCCGCUGCCCAGGCACAAGCGGCCCAAGCGUCCAGCAAUGGAACCAACGGGCAGACUAACGGGCUUACCGAAGGCAUCGGCGGACUGUCGUUGGCGAAGGACCGCAAGUGCACGGAGAAGGUGCUGCUGACCGCGUUCGACACGCUACGGGAGCCGGUGAAAUCGAACUCGCAAACGAGUGGCGAUGAGGGCAUCGUGAUAAGCAACAGCAACUCGCAGAGUUUCCUCGGCAGUGACAGUAACACCAUCGGCGGAGGUGGUGUUGGUGGUGGUGGCAGCAAGAUUGACGCCCAGACCCCGAACGUGAAGAAGCGCCACCGGAGGAUGAAGAGCAGUGGCGUGGGGAAGAACAGCGAAUACGAUGAUUCCGAUGGGUUCGAGUUUUACAUCGUUUCGCUGGACAACAAGCAGUGGCACUUCGAGGCGUCCAACUCGGAGGAACGGGACGAGUGGGUUUCGGUGAUCGAGCAGGAGAUCUUCAAGAGCUUGCAGGGCAUCGAGUCGUCCAAGUCGAAGCCACUAAAUCCGAGUGAUAUUGCAUCGAUGCAAUCGAUCCGUAGUCGGGUUCCCGGCAAUGGCUACUGCGUUGAUUGUGAUUCACCAAAUCCCGAAUGGGCUAGUUUAAAUCUCGGUGUCCUAAUGUGCAUUGAAUGUUCUGGUGUACAUCGGAAUCUUGGUUCCCAUAUCAGUAAAGUGCGUUCGCUUGGACUCGACGAGUGGCCACCUGGUCAUCUGAGCGUUAUGCUAGCCAUCGGCAACAGUCUAGCAAACUCCGUCUGGGAAGCGAAUACACGCGGUCGUGUGAAACCUACUCCCGCCAGCUCGCGGGAGGAAAAGGAAGCGUGGAUUCGAAGCAAAUACGAGGGCAAAGAUUUCCUUCCACCUUUCAAUCCAUCUCCACCGAUCGGACAGCAGCUGUGCGAAGCGGUCGUUCGAUCGGACAUGAAGUCCAUCAUCAUCCUGCUGGCCAAUGCUUCCCACGAGCACAUCAACUCAACCGCCAGCAAUCGUGACCUCCGGACGCCGCUGCUGCUCGCGUGCGCCAUCGGAAACCUCGCCAUCUCACAGCUGUUGAUAUGGCACCACGCCAACCUGAAACAUGUCGACAAUGAGGGUCGCUCGUGCCUAACGUUCGCCAAGGCGGCCAACUCGCUGGCCGCUGCUAAGCAGGCGAUGAACUCGCCGCAUCACGUGAACGUCGAGACGACGGCGGCCCUGGUGGAGCUUCUGACCAGCCUUGGGUGCACCGAUCCGGCCCCAUUUUCUGCCAGCGGUACGUUACCCCGCCGGCGGGAAACCAUCGAUCAGGCGACGUUCGAAAAGUUCUCCUCCAGUGUGAUCUAGGCGACCGGACAGAGGUCCGGUGUUUCUCAGCAGCACCUUAGACAAAUUGGUUAACACGCAAUCUCAAACGUUUACGUCAAAUCUGGCUGGUAGGAGGAAAGAUCCGCUUCCGGAAAGUAGACACAUAUAUAUUAUGCUAGAAUAGACGGAAAUAGUCCCUGCACCGCCCAAUGCAGGCAGCUCUUGAUAGAAAAAGGAUCUGCAAAGCACACUUACAAACAAAGAAACAUGCACCACACAUAGAUCUUGUGCGUGUGUUGUGUAAAUCGUUUCAUUUCGUUCCGAUGCACCAAAUUGAUGUUUGCGUCCGUGUAUACCAUGUUUGUUAUCGCACGUUAGAAAGAGAUACUUAACACUUUGAUGAAUACUAACUAAUUCUAUUACUGGCAAUCGUGGCAAAGUAGGAUCGUUACAAAACAAACUAAACAAAAUUAUCCCCCAUAAGGCAAUGUGAUUCGUAUGUUUCGACCGUAGGAUUUGGUUUUCGUUUCGUUUUAAAGGAGCCUGUUCGUUUUGUUUUGUUUCCACGGUUCGUGCCGUCGAUCGGUCGAUCAUGGGUGUUUCUUUUAAUGGCUAUCGUCGGGAGGGUUGUACGCAAACGGUGUAUAUAGUAAUGUUUCCUAAUGAUCCUCAACUCCCCCCGCGGAUGCCGCGAUCCUAAGCAGAAGAGGGAAAGUUUUGUACAAUAUGUGUGUAAGGGAAUAGGCUACGUAUAUGAAGUAUUAGUAUUACACCGGAAAUAGUGUAACAGGCGAAGAAAACACGGUGGUCGAAUUGUAUUGUAAUGUACGGAGGGUUGAGAGUAUGAUUAAGAUUAUGGUUAGUCCUUUUUUCAGAUUUGAAAUUUUGUUUUCAAUUGUACGUAAAAUGAUUUUAUUGCGGUUGUUUCGGUGAUUUGUUUUUAAGUUUAGCUUAAACUAUCCGGCACUCCGAACGAGUGUCGAAGAGCAAAAACCCUAAGGGAAUAGUUGAUAAAUCAGAGAGAGGGAGAGAGGGAGCAAUUUGUUUAUCACAGGCAGACCAUGCUACAUAGAAACGCUUUGGUUAAAUAGACCCGUUCUUACCUAAUUCUUCUCACCGUCUAACUGUUUACACAUUACAACUUUUAAUAUUAUGAUAGUCAUUCCUGCAUAUGAACAGAUCCCAAGGCAAACUGCUUUCCGUUUGAAUUUCACAAUCGAGGCUAACGGUUAAGAUCAUCGUAAUAGGUUUUGUUAAUUUAUGUUGUUUCUAGUUUAGUCUUGCUGAGGUCAGUUUUGUCCACCACAAGGUAUGAUGGUGCGGGUAGAAUGGAAGUUUAACAUUUGAAGAGGAAACAGAGAUCAUCCCAUCACAUCUCCCUCGUUGACUUCUUUAUCAUAUCUGUUUUAAGCAUCACUGGAAGGGCUCCAUAGUGAUAACCGUAGAUCAAAAGGAUGGCCCUUAGUACUCGAUGAUUUGAUCUCGUUUGUUAGAAAAAAAAACCUUCACCAUACUAAACCCAUUUCAUCGCCAGCAAUCACGAAAUCGGAUCCCAUUUUCAUCCACAUUCGAUCGUCCAUCGUAGGUAAAGAUUCCGGUUAGUUAUAGUUCGGUGCAAAAUCCAACGGCUACGAUUUCCUCGCUCUUUUUCGUAGAUAGCAGUACGGGAGCGAAUAUAGCCCUUUAUCGAUAUUUCAUAGUUGGAUGCUAGGUGCAGCUGCGGGCCUCACAUAGGAGUACUUUACUGAAAUGAACUAACUAUACGAAGAAUAGAUAAGCGAAACCCCUCUCCUAUGACCUUCCUCUCAUCACAAACAAACAUAUGCCAAAUGUUUUAGUCUAACUAACUGAAACCCCUCUCGAGGGAAGUUAACAACUUUGACGUACUUCGGCCACAAGCAUAUGUCUGCCCCCAAAUGGAUGAAUGACUUAUGCCGUUUCAUAGCAAAACCUAUAGAAGAAACGAUCUUAUACGAUUACAUAGCAUAGUAACAUGAAAAGGUACACUAGUAUAGAUGCAUACCACACAUAAUACAAACCAUGAACCAAUCUACCAGCUACAAAUACAAGCACACUCACGAUACCGAUUAAAAUUCCUAUAUUGAAGAAAUAUUCUAAUACAAGAUGUAAAGAGCAGUGCGGUGUGUGCCGUUUGUUCCGUGUUUGGCAAAACAUUUAACAAACAAUAAUAAAGUGAAAACAAAAACCCUAGUAGAAACGAUAAACCUCACACCCAACAAACGAAGAUACAAAUGCUUAAUAACAACGGCAAAGUGACAAACAAACAAAACCCAUAACAAAACAAAACAAAACAAAAAAAGAGAGAACGUUAAAAUAUCAACAGUUUAUAAGAGUGCUAACAUGAAGCAAAUGAAAUUUAAUAGAAAAGUAUGAUUGCAAAUCAUGGAAUACAGUGCUAAACUACUUACCCUUUCUUAAGACAGGAGCAGACUAAUGUUGAACUAGUAAUAUCCGAUUCAGAACAGAAAAAGGACAAAGGUCUACUUUAUUGGAAAUACCAAAACCCUGUAAAACGUUUGCAUAAGGCAAUAGACAACUGUUUGAAUACAAAGUUUAAAACGCGUGGAAUUUGUAUUGGAGAAAAGUAAGAUCUUUACGGUGCCCCCUUGGAAUAUCCCCGAGAUAAUGUAAACAUGUGAGCAGCACCAGCGAAGGAACGUGUAAAAGUAAUAUACAAAGAAACCUA